UCUUGAAACCACACUGGAUUACCAUGUGUCAUGCUUCAUGCUCCUCCAACGCCACCUGUAACUCAAAUACACUGAAUCAUCGUUUCACGCUGACAAGUGUAUAGUCAUUUCUUCUCUUCAAUUCCCCUACUGUGACUAUAUAUCAUCUUAAUCUCACACCACAGUUAUAUAUAUUCCAACUUAUAAGGACCCAAAUUUGAACUAAUUAAACCAAAAUCAUGAGCCAGCAACAGCCCCAGAGACCUCAAGACCCCAUCAAAUACGGCGACGUUUUCAACGUCUCCGGUGAACUCGCGUCCAAACCCAUCGCACCCAGAGACGCAGCUCUUAUGCAGGCCACGGAGAACCAAGCGUUCGGACAAACCCAAAAGGGAGGCCCUGCCGCCGUCAUGCAAUCUGCCGCCACCGUCAACACCAGCGCCGGCCUCGUUGGCCGCCGAGACAUCUCCGACGUUGCCAGAGACCAAGGCGUCAGCAUCUCCGAAACCAAAGUGGGUGGCAACCGUGUCAUCACGGAGUCCGUGGGAACACAAGUUGUGGGACAGUUCGUUGAACCCCAAGUUCCCAUGAAUUCCCCUGGAAUGGCUCUGCAGCCAGAUGCCAUAACCAUUGGCGAGGCACUUGAAGCGUCCGCGUGCAGCGGAGCCGGUGAUAAGGCGGUGGAUCAAAGCGACGCCGCUGCGAUACAAGCCGCUGAAAUGAGAGCCACCGGAAAGAACGAGACUGAGCCGGCUGGCUUGGGCGCCACGGCUCAGUCAGCUGCCACUCGGAACACUCGCGAUCUCGCUCACAAGACAACAUUGUCUGAUGUUUUAGUGGAUGCGAGGGAGAAGUUGCCAAUGGACAAGGUGGUAACACGAGAAGAUGCAGAGGGAGUGAUCGGUGCAGAGCUUAGGAAUAAAUUAGACAUGAGAACCACCCCUUGUGGGGUCGCUGAAUCGAUGGCUGCUGCUGCCACUCUUAAUCAAAACAGGAGAAGGGAGUGAUACGUGAAAAGUUGCCAGUUCCCAGUUGGUGGGUGGGGAGCAUCCAUGGCGAUACCACACAUACCGUAGUUUAAACAAAUAAAUCAAGUCUGUUUGACCUGUAGGAAUACACUAGUCUUAGUCCCACCAUUUUUUUUCCCUCUUUGUUCUUCCAAGGUUUUUUAUGUUAAUUAUGCUCUCUUUUUUCCCAGUGUAUAACGUUUCCUUUUGUGGGUUAAGGGUUAAAAACUAUUUUUGUCAGUUAAAUAAACUUGUUUUAAAUAUUAAAU
Abrus precatorius (Indian licorice) is the source of this 1255-nucleotide messenger RNA. RefSeq names its product late embryogenesis abundant protein D-34-like. Lineage: Eukaryota; Viridiplantae; Streptophyta; Magnoliopsida; Fabales; Fabaceae. The transcript is spliced from 3 exons. The coding region runs from base 219 to 986 and encodes 255 amino acids. The record is from RefSeq and is a predicted model, not a curated record.